AGAAGAGUGAUCCCUGCUCGUGCACAAGUCUUUUUUCGACUUUCUAAACUUUCUAGAUGGAUUCUCUCUGAUAAGAGCGUCGGGUCGAGUGCUCCGUCUCAACUCUCAAUCGACCGCGCGAUUUCUCCGGCCCCAUUCAUACAAAAGAGCACAGUUCGCGCGUCCCUCAGUUCCACUCCGGCCCCUUCCAUCUCAACUUUGCUUUAUACCAUCUCCUGUGUCAUCGUCCAUGGCGAUGGCUGCAGCGGGGGAGUGGUGGGAGGCAGCGAAGGCGACCAUCGCGGCGUACACAGGACUGCCGCUGGAGGCGUUCAUCACGGUGGUUGCGGUGAUCGCCGGGCUUUACAUGGCCGUCUCCGGCUCAUUCGCACGGCCAGCCCCGUCGCCGCCGAGAAGGAAGGGGGCGGAGGACGAGAGGACGCUCGAGCGGCUGCUGCCACCGGUGCAGCUUGGUGAGGUGACGGAGAAGGAGCUGGGGCUCUAUGACGGGUCCGACCCCAAGAAGCCGCUCCUCAUCGCCAUCAAGGGGCAAAUUUAUGAUGUCACGCAGAGCAGGAUGUUCUAUGGACCUGGCGGCCCAUAUGCAUUGUUUGCGGGGAGAGAUGCAAGUAGGGCAUUGGCAAAGAUGUCAUUUGAGCUGAGUGGUUUAACUUGUGACGUUUCAGGCUUAGGCCCUUUGGAGGUGGAAGCCUUGCAAGAAUGGGAGCAAAAAUUCAUGGGCAAGUAUGUGAAGGUUGGAACAAUAAAGAAGACCAUUUUGGUCUCUGAUGAAGAUGGUAGAGCGCACGCUGAGAUAUCUGGAAUAGGCUUCGACGUAAAUGUAAUACAGAGAAAUCAUGAGUUGGCGCCAGAAGAAAAUAGAGCUGAAACUACAACUGCGGGUCAUGUAAGUGCAAUGGAGCAACCAAUAAAAAUAUCCCAUGUGGGUGACAGUAAAAGCAUCCAUGAAGAUGAAGUGGAGAAGCUAGAGGAAACGUGUGGUGCAGAUUUAAGGAACACAAGCAUCACUGGCGAUGGAGGAGAGCCUAAAGACGCCGGGGAGAAGGCAAAACAGGCACCAGGUGUAGAUGUGAACAGUAGCAGAAACCCGUGAAGGUGCAUGAGGAUCAAGGGAAGCGUCAGAUAUUGGUUAGAACAAUACAAACAUCCAUCAAGAUGAAAUGGAGAAACCAAAGGAAACAUCAGAUAUUGAGGUGAAGUAUGCGUAGAGUUGUGCCUAUUGAUGAUGAUGCAUAGAGUUGUGCCUAUUUAAGAAGGACGUAGAUGAUUGAUUCUUCAUGUUUCUGAUCCAAACAGCACAUCCUCUCAACUCUUACUCUGCAUUGCACCUCACUCUGCAAUGAAAUAAAUGAGAAUCUACUGUGUUAAA
Aegilops tauschii subsp. strangulata is the source of this 1369-nucleotide messenger RNA. Its product is annotated as membrane steroid-binding protein 1. Gene Ontology annotation, cellular component: endoplasmic reticulum; endomembrane system; membrane. NCBI's taxonomy places the organism in Eukaryota, Viridiplantae, Streptophyta, Magnoliopsida, Poales, Poaceae. The record is from RefSeq and is a predicted model, not a curated record.